AUGACAUUACCAGAAUCUACUUGUCAGUUAUUCUCGAUUUACGGAGAAUUCAUCCGCGAGACUCGAUAUCUACCCCAUGCAUAUCUUAGGCAUUUCUAUCGAAUCAAGGCCUCUGAUGAUGUGCGGGCAAUCGCAGAAACAAAAGACACCAAGGGACUUGGUCGGAGAAAGUUGAAGCGAUUUACAAAGGAACUGGCCACCGUCAAAGCCGCUAUUCAAGGAAACACGUCCGCAUUCAACCACGUACUUGAUGUUGCAUAUGGGAGAAAAGGAAAGCUACGGUGGGAGCUGAUGCAACCGCUCUUGACAGACCCCAAGGUCCAAAAGCCACCUCCCAUUAUACCAGCCGUCGAAAAGUCUCGACCACCAGUAUACCCCAGAGAACUCACUGCUCUGCUCACCUCACCAGCAAGCCGGUCGACCAGGAAAGGCCUCACUCUUGAGGAUCUCGAGACACCUCCAACGCUUCCCUUGCGUGCCGACCCCAAAUCCGAAGACGCCAAACUUCUGGGGCCACUUAGCAAACGACGUGAAGUCAAUACUCGAUGGCGUUUCUUUACCGAGGAAUCGAGGAAGGUGUAUCCUCCGUUAGAAGUCGAGGCAAAGGUUUUCAGUAGCAAGCCCUCGGAGGCAUCUCCAGUAACCAUUCGCGAGGCCGGGAUUAGAGGUUUUGGUUUCCAAGAACAAGGACUUCUUGAAGACAUUCAUAAUAUUGUCGGACGUAGGAAGGAGGGACUUCGGCCAAUCACCCGGAGAGAGCUUCAUGCGAUGGAAAAGACUGGUCAGGUUUUACCCACCCCCGCUACGCGACAUCCCUCGAGAUGGCUCCGUCGGCGAUAUCAGCAAUUAUUGGGCAAGAUACCUCAGGUCACUUACACUUAUCAAUCAGGAGCGAAAGACGGAAGGUACAUGGUAUCCUUAUCUGACCAGUCUAUUGCUCCAUCUGUGGUACCCAUUCACCAGUACGGCGAAGUUGACUCGGCGGCAUUGGCUUGGUACGACAAGGCAAUGCUUGAAGACUCACAAAAACCUGAUACUGGUAAGAAGCGCAAGAAAUAG
This is a messenger RNA of Desarmillaria tabescens, 1059 nucleotides long. RefSeq lists its product as uncharacterized. The record is from RefSeq and is a predicted model, not a curated record. Lineage: Eukaryota; Fungi; Basidiomycota; Agaricomycetes; Agaricales; Physalacriaceae. The transcript is spliced from 4 exons. The coding region runs from base 1 to 1059 and encodes 352 amino acids.